AUGGCGACCGGAACAAUUAUACAACCCCAGACGACUAGCCUGACUUCAAACGAUACCGCAGUGCUGUCUGCCCUGUUUGAUCCCGAAUCCUCACCCUCGUCAUCGAUCUCAAUCUCAAACGUGGCACCUACUCUACCACACAUCCCCAACGCAAUAUUACCCGACUUGCAACAACGUGAGAUAAGCGCAAUCCAGUCUCUGAACACCGAAUCACCAUCACAGCCGUCCAUCGAAAGCUCAAUAUCAGAUCUCUCCGUCCUCAUCAACGAGUAUCCGAAAUAUGCUCCGGCGUACCUAAACCGCGCGCAAGCAACGCGCCUCCUCAUUGGAGAGGAAACCGAUCUUUUCCACCCUCGCAACAACGACCUCAUAUCCCGUGCCCUUUCUGACCUAGAAAAAGCGAUAUCUCUCGCCUCCCCUUCAUUCCCUCCAGAUCCUCUCUCGGACCUACAAGCAUCCCUCCUCUCGAAAGCCCAUACUCACCGCGGCUACCUCUUACUCAAAGCAUCGCAAGCAGUCCGUCAAGCAGGGCUAUCACUACCUACCGAUCUCGCCGGAUUGAGCGGUGAAGAAUUGGAGGAGAUGGCCAGCAAGGAUUUCUCGCUUGGAGGCAAGUAUGGGAACAAGAUCGCCAGGGAGAUGAGCGUAAAGACGAAUCCAUACGCCAAGAUUUGUGGUGCGAUUGUGAAGGAGGCGAUGAGGAAGGAGAGGGAGGAUUAUGCGAGGGGAUACCAGUAG
Molecule: messenger RNA, 738 nt
Organism: Endocarpon pusillum Z07020
Lineage: Eukaryota; Fungi; Ascomycota; Eurotiomycetes; Verrucariales; Verrucariaceae
Exons: 1
Coding region: 1-738 (245 amino acids)
Biological process (GO): cilium assembly
Source: RefSeq, a predicted model, not a curated record